GAGGAUGGACUUGGCCCUCUACCUGUCACCCUACCUGUGUUUAAGUCAAUCAUUAAUAAGUGAGCUCAGAAAGACAGUCCUUAGGCAAUAGGAAACCACCUUGGUAUAGAUUUGUCAUAACUCGUUGUACACAAUUGCCUAUUUAUCUAUGCAACUGGGGUUUGUGUCUAAACUGAGAACAGAUAAGUGGGUAUUCACUUAUUUUGAUCCUUACAUCUAAGGGCUCCUAAUUGAAAUUCUUGUGUUUUGUGUGAUUUCACUGAACAAUGGGGAAAGCAAACAACUGCACAUUCAUGGGAGGUGGGAUUCCUCUGUCAUCUGAGUUCUUUAAAGUGAUCAAGAAUGAUCUCUGGCUGUUCCUCCUUCCUGCUGUGUUUGCUGUGCUUAUUCUUGCUCUCUUCAUGGAGGAGAUUGGCUUUUUUCUGCGUCAUGUCCCCUCUCAGUGGCGUAGAUGUCUCAGCCUGUGGAUCCUGGGAAUAUAUCCAGUCUUCGGGAUGACGUCUAUCAUUGCACUUUAUGUUCCACGCUCCUCAUUUCUGUGCAAUUUCAUUGCAUCUCUUUAUCACUCCAUUACACUCUUGAAGUUCAUGGGUCUUAUCAAAGACUUCUUCGGUGGAAAGACUCGGAUGCUGGAAAUGUUAGCAGGGGAGCAGGUGUCUCCAAACCCCUUCCCUUGCUGUUGCUGCUGCUGUCUUCCUCUCUUCAACAUCAACGAGACCAGCGUGGGCUGGAUGAUGGCUGCUGUUCUUCAGCUCUCUGUGGUCAGAACAGUCCUGUUCUUCCUUACUCUUGUCCUCUGGACUGAUGAGCAAUAUGAUUAUGGGGAUGUGAAUUCAGGUAAUCUCAACAUGUAUGUCAAUGCCAUCAUUGCCAUAUCCACGUUUCUGUCUUUCUAUGGUUACUUGCUGUUUUAUAAAGCCACAAAAAAAGCAUUGCCUGGAUAUGGUCUUCGAGCCAAGUUUAUUUGCAUCAUUGUCAUCCUGGUCCUUUGUGGACUACAGAGUGGAAUUUUGGAGACCAUGGGUGCGCUGAAUGUCAUCCCCUGCACUCCUCCCUUCUCUGACCUGUUUCGGUCUCAAUUAAUUUACCACUAUUGUGUAAUUGUGGAGAUGUUCUGCAUCAGCCUCUUUGCACAUCACACAUUCCGAAAAGUUGAACCCUGUCAUGACGAGGCUGAAGAAAUAGAAGUUGAUGUCCUAAGAGUUCUCAAUGAAAAGGCAAUACAGACAGAAGAUGAGCUGCCAAUCGCUGUGCAGCUCUCCUCUCAAGAAGACGAUCCAUGCCAUUCUAACCUCGGGUACAAUAGUGACAGUGAAGACAGCCUCUGUAAAAUUGAACACGCACCACUGGACCGCUUCCCUUUCCCCUUACAGCACAAACUGCAAACUGUGGCGAACACUGAGAAAGUGUGUACUACACCACCUGAAGACUCCAUGAGUGUGGACCAGCCGACAAUUACUGUCAGUGCUGAAAUUAACCAUGUUAACAAUGGUGAUGUUACUGUUGUAUAGAAGAAAAAGAUAGAUGUAUAUUUGUAUAGAUGUGACAUUAUUCGAUUUUAUAUGUCUGUGACUCCAUUGGGGCCAGGAAACUAAAUUAAGGUAUUUAAAAGUGAAUUGUAAUGAAAUGUAAAUUUCACCAGCAUAACAAGCAUAACAUUUUUUUUUCUUUGUAAUCUCUAAUUAAGUACCUUAAGUUUACUGUUAAAUUCACUAUUUAAAUGUACUGUUUAGUACAUUUUUAUAAAAAGUAUACAGUUAAUUAAUAUAUAUAGG
Molecule: messenger RNA, 1775 nt
Organism: Carassius carassius (crucian carp)
Lineage: Eukaryota; Metazoa; Chordata; Actinopteri; Cypriniformes; Cyprinidae
Product: organic solute transporter subunit alpha
Exons: 7
Coding region: 267-1511 (414 amino acids)
Biological process (GO): transport
Molecular function (GO): transporter activity
Source: RefSeq, a predicted model, not a curated record